UGUUUGAUUUUCAUAGUUUGUAGCUAUGAGUGAUAUAAUUAUAUUUUGAAAUUCUUUUUGUACUUAUUGUACACCAAAAUCUAAGACCCUCAUAUCAGUUUUAAAAAGCUUAAAAAUUGCCGUUUAGAAAACAUCACACACCGGUGGCUAUGUCUUCUGCCUGUGGGUUCCAGUUUCUCAUUGUACUGAUUCAACAAUCUUCCUGAAGGACUUAUGGAGUGAAGACCCCAUAUGUUGACAUCUAACUAUGAUGUUCAUUUUGUGGCAGUAAGGGGAGACAGCAGUGUUUAUUGAUUAUUGAUUAACAUGAGUUCCUUGUCAAGUAACCCAUCUGUUAUGGAACACAAAUACUCCAUUCUGAGGAAGAGACUAGACCAGAUGGGUUAUCAUCAUCCUCUUGGUCUGGAAUCUGUGUACCUUGUGGAAAGGCUGUUUGGUGAUUUGAUUCAUACUACGGAGAGUCUCAAGCAUGAAAAGUCAAAAUCAUUGCAACCUCAGGAUGAUGCUGAUUUUGAGGAGUACAUAAAACCUUACAAGAGUGAAAAUGCAAAAAUAAUUAGAGAAAAUAACCAACUUCAUCAACAGCUUCUUGCAGAACAGGAAAAGAAUGAGACCAAUGUGAAAGGUUUAAAACGAUCACUUCAAAAGUUGGAAUGUGAAAAUGCAGACUUGAGGUUUUUGAACACUCAGUAUUUACAGAGAGUGAAAUAUUUAGAGGAAGAGUCACAAGGAAAGUCAGAUAAGAUCAUGCAACUUCAAGAAAAAAACCUUCAAGCUGUUGUUCAGACCCCAGGGGGCAAAAAGCGAAAUAUUGCUUCCCGAAGGCAAAAGAUGGAAAUUGAAGAGAUGCUUUUACCAUGUGACUCGUCAUACAAUCCCAAAAAAAUAGAGCAACCUAUUGAUAUGUACAGUACAGACGUGAUGAGCAUUGCAGACACUCGUAUUUCACAGCUAGAGGAAGAAGCUCAGUGUAUUAAAGAGAAACAACAAGAAGCUGAAAAAGUUGUUAAAUACCAACAGAAACAGCUGGAAACCAGAGAUAAGGAAAUAAACAGACUGACAAGACUUCUUGAAGGUGGUCGUCCAUUUGAUGCCAUUCGUGCAGAACUUAAAACACAAGAAUGUGAGAAACAUAUAGCACAUUUAGAAAUGCAGGUAGAAUACCUCCAGCAAGAAAACCAAGAAUUACAAGAAAAAUGUGAAGAUACAGCCGAGGUCAAAAGGUCAUUUGCUCAUUCUACCUCCAACAAAGGAUCACCACCACUGGAAGAUUACAAGAAAAGCCCCAGGAGAUUACCACAUGAUAAUACAUUGGUUGAAAAAGAAGACCUCGUAAAGAAACGAAAGGAGAAGAGUGAAAUCAACAAGCUUAAAGAAGAACUAAAUCAAGUCAACUCAAUCAGAAAAGAACUGAAAGAAGAAAAUCAAGAUUUGAAGAUACUUUUAGAGGAUAAGAAUCAAGAACAGCAGAAACUAGAGGAGGUAAUUCACAAGCUACAAGAAGAAAAUCAGACGUUAUCUAACAGACUUAACGAACUUCAAAAAAAUGAAAAAGAACUAGUCCUAGAAAUAGACAGAUUAAAUACCUUGAAGUCAUCUUCUGAGAAAGGACCCAGCAGCAGAUCUUCUAGUAUCCUUCAGCUUGUUGAUGCUCUGGAGGCUGAACGAGAUCAUUUCAAGAAAGAAGCUUUAGCACUGUCUCAGAGACUACAGAGUUUGAAGGCAGGAAACAGAUUUUUCUCUUCGGAGAAACAAACUGAAGAGACUAGCUCUUCACAACAAACACAUGAUAAAGUUAUCAAAUUUUUGGAAGAGGAGAGAGAUUACUACAAACAACUAUACCAACAACAGUUGGAAGACAGCCAUUCUAUGGGAAGAAGGCGAGCUCCAAGUGGAUGUCCAACAACUACAGAAAAAGGUGUUUCGACAGUAAAUGAUGACCUAGGAGAGGUUUUAGAGGAAAGAGACAAGCUGCAGAAAAUGUUAACUCAGCACAAAGAAGAACUGGAAGAGCUGAAGUACACUGUGAAAGUGCUCAAACAGGACAAGGAGGAAGCUGUAAACUUCUAUAAACAAGCCAAACAGGAAGCAUUAAACUUGCAGGAUGAACUGGUGAAAUCAGCUAAAUCACCAAAUCAGUCAUUCGCUUCUGAAGCAAUUAUAAGAAGAUUAGAAGAAGAAAAGAAACAGAAUUUGUCCAAGUAUCAACAAGCUCAAGAAGAAACAAAUAGAUUGAAAGAUAAACUUCAGGUGUUGGAAGAAGACCAUCAGGUUGAGAAGAAGACACUACAAACAGAGAUUGGUCAGCUGAAAUCUCAGAUUGAAGAACUGGAAAAACAGAAAUCUGAACAUGAAUCAAGCAUAGUUUCAUACAAAGCUUUGCUAACCACGAUGAAUGUACAAAUUACAAGCUUGGAGUCUAAGCUUUCCAAAACUGAAGAGGAGGCUAAUCAACAUAAAACAGCUGCUGCACAGAUGAGGGUCUUAGCUGAACAAGCAGAACAAUCUCUAGAAAUUCUUCACAAGAAACUAACAACCAAAGAUGAAGAAAGUCACCACACUGUUCAACAGCUCAAAGAAUAUCAAGAGGAGAUUGAUAACCUGAAUUCAUUGAUCAAAGAACAAAAAUUUGAACAAGCAAGACUUCAUUCCACUGUUGCAGCUUUAGACAGAGAAAAAGACCAGAUACAGUCUGAAGCUGAUAGUAAGGCUGAGCAUUUAAUGGAAGCACAUCAAACAUUAAAUAUAAAGGAUAAAGAGUUAAAAGACACAAAAGAAACUAUAUUGAUGAUGGAACAACAAGUAGAUAAACUUCAAGAACAAAUUCGAGGAAAAGACAGGGAAAUUCGAAGUCUACAGCGGGAUUUAGAAAUUACAGAGAAGAAGGCAAAAGAUACCGAGAAGAUACAAAAUUUAGCAGUCCAAGAAAAUCGUCGACUACAAGAUGACUUGGCAACUAUGACUAAAGAAUACCAGGCUAUAUCACAAGAGUUACAAUAUGCAGUGGAUGAACAGCAUAGGCUGAAGACAGAGGUGCAGGAAUAUGUCACUGAAGUUGCUCGUGUCGAGGAAAUUCUAAACAUAAAGGAACAACAGAGAAUGGAGCUUUUGGAACAGUACAAUAAUCUCAGCCUAGAAAACACUUCUCUAGAGAGUCAGACACAAAACUUGGCCUCACAGAAUUCCACUUCUCAGCUAGAACUUAUGGCUAAGGAAGCAGAGCUAAACCACAGCAGACAAAUGAUAUCUGUCCUGGAAGCAGAAGUUCAAGAACAUCUGUCAGCUCAACAGAAUUAUGAAUUCCAGCUCUCUAGUCUCAAUAGCUCAAUUGGGGGAUUAGAGAUGGAAGUACAACAGUCACACCACAACACUAAGAAGCUUCAAGAAGAAUUGUAUGCAGCUCACCAACUUUGCAGCCAACUGGAGGCUACUCGUAAUAAGCUUCAGCAGAGACUUGCCAAUACAGAAUCAGAGAAUAGUAAGCUUUCUGAUCACAAUAAAGAAUUAACUGAGGAGAUUUCAUCUUUGAAAAUUCAGUUAGCCAAUGAAAAGGCAUCCGUCCUAAAUUUGGAGGGUUUGUUGGUAUCCAAUCGAGAAAGAGAGUUUAACAGUCACUUGAACAACCAGGAACUAUCUGCAGAGCUGAAACUCCUUCGGGAGAGAUUACAAGAAACUGAAGAAAACCUUGAGUUGCAGAGUAGAGAGACUGCUAGUUUCAGAACACUGGCAGCUGAACUAGAGAUGGAUGUGGAACGACUUCGACAUCAGUUGACUAAUGAAAAGUUUGAAAGAGAGAGAGCCAACCAAGAACUUCGGUUGAUACGACAACAGCAUCAAAGCUAUAUUUCUGAGCUGCAUGGUAAAAAUGCUCGAUAUGAUCCGGUUUCUUCAGGGUUUUCCUCAGUCUCAGCUACACCUGGAUUUGGACUUCUUACUCAUUUAUCUUCAAGUAAAACUCCCUCUAGUAGUGCAUCGCUCAAUUAUCCAAACCAGCACAAAAACAGGAUUUCAUUAUUCAAGUGCCAUCAGGUCUAGUAUGAUAAGUUCAACCAAAAAGGAUAUAGACAUUAAUACUCCCUCACAGUUCUUUACUGAGAGGGUUAGACUUCGGCAUGUAAGUGGAACCAGCACAGGUGGAAACAAUACUAAGCCACCUGCCACCACCUUCUCUCCUGCAUCAACUUCAGGAUUAUCCUCCCAGUGUACAAGUUCCAAGGAAUCUCCAGUAACAGAAAACAUACUCCCUGAGCCUCAUAAGAAUUCAUCAAUUAAUGCAGCAACUAAUACACAAAAUUAUAAAAGAACAUCAGGAGAUUUGGAAUCCUCUAACAUUAAUACAUCUAAUUCUGUAGGCCAGAAUACUGUUGAAAAUCCUCAAGAUAACAGUGAUCAGCAGAAGCUAUAGUGUAAACACUACCACUGAAGAGUGUAUGUUAGACCGAGAUUUAUCAUACUGUUGUAAAUGUUAUUUUUGUUAGACAGAAAGUGUAAUUUAUACAAUCUUUAUGAAAAAAAAUAUAUGAUUUUAAUUGAAGUAAAAUUUACACACAUUUAAAGUAUCUUUCUAUUUUUUAAAGAUAAUUUAACCUUCAGAGUGUAAUAAAAAUUGUACAUACUUUUUAAGGCAAUGCAUAUUAGGAAGUACAUAAUUUAUUUCUAUCAAAAAAUACAUACCCAAGAAAUAUCAAUUAAAAAACUUCAUCUCAAACUGUGUUGAACUCAUCAACAAACUACAUUCAUAUUUCAACCUUAAAGUAUAUCUACCAGUUUCUUUCAUUACAACAGAUAUAAAAAUAUCAAGUUUCUAUUAUAGCAGAAGUAUUUUUUGCAGGAAAUGCUCCAAUCAUAUCUCAGCAAGGUUUUAACAUUAAUGGGAAACAUUUAUAUAAUACUUUUUUUUUAUUACAUAAUGUAAAAAUAAACUUGUCACCGAGACUUGGCCUAUUGUAGAGUUCACAGUUUUUAAGGCAAGCUACAUUAUUGUGACCAGAACAGAUACAAAAGCUUUUCUAAAACAGGUAUGGUUAUUAAAAAAUUUUAAUUAUAGUUGUUAGGAUGUAUUUCUUAAGUUGCAUAUAGAUACUUAACAGAAGAAUUAAAGCUAAUCACUUAGACACUAAUGAAAAUGCUUGAAUUUCUUACAAAUAACAUGCCUUUCAAACAAGUUGAUAAGCUUAUAAGAACUCUCACUUGAUUAAAAGAACAUUUCAGAUAUUCCUUAUAUUUACAUGAAAACUAUUUUAGUAAAUUAUCUGUACAUCUUGGAUACUAAACAACCACAAUUUGAUGACUUGGUAAUUCGUUAUUUUGAGAACAAAGUGACUGUGAACUGUUGCCUGCAAUAAAUAUUUUGAUUUUGUAGUUGAUAAGAAAAUUAAGUUUGAUACAGGUUAGUAUUACUACUUUUCUGGUAAAAAGAUAACUUAAGAAACACAAGGACAGUAUGAUUAUAAAGAAAAACCCUAUAUUUGAAAUUACUGUACCUUACAAACACUUGUUCAAGAGGAACAAAGUUUCAAUAUAGGCACAUUAAAAACUUUGAACACAGUACAGUGUAUUUCAGAACUAUAUUAUUAGAGGAAAGUCUAAGAAUCACUUAAUACUUUCUGAAACAGAUAAUGCUUGCAGUAACUUUACUGAAGGUUAGGCUACAUAUGCUAAUUAGGAACAGGGCUUAUGUGGAUACUUUGUAUGGAUUCAGAAUGUUAUCAGUAAUCAAAGACCAGGAUGUAUUUGAUUUUGAAG
Molecule: messenger RNA, 5745 nt
Organism: Limulus polyphemus (Atlantic horseshoe crab)
Lineage: Eukaryota; Metazoa; Arthropoda; Merostomata; Xiphosura; Limulidae
Product: centrosomal protein of 135 kDa-like
Exons: 29
Coding region: 307-4035 (1242 amino acids)
Source: RefSeq, a predicted model, not a curated record